This is a messenger RNA of Diorhabda sublineata, 2994 nucleotides long. RefSeq lists its product as uncharacterized. The record is from RefSeq and is a predicted model, not a curated record. NCBI's taxonomy places the organism in Eukaryota, Metazoa, Arthropoda, Insecta, Coleoptera, Chrysomelidae. Bases 286 to 1257 code for a protein of 323 amino acids. The transcript has 5 exons.
GUGUCGAAUGCUACUUCAAUAACUAUAGUCCAAUAAUUUAUAAAUCGACAGUCAUUAUCACUUUAUAAAAACCCAUGAGUAUACCAGUUGAACAUAAUCCAGUAUAUCGAAAUGAAAUACGAAUUAAAUUCACUUGUAAUAUUGAUUGGUAAACGUGUCUAAAAUGUUGUGUUUAUAAAUGAUAUGAAGUACGAACAAGAAAUAAACGAACGAACUUUUGUUCGAAAACAUAAAGGAAAUAAAGUGCCGGUGGAGAUGAUGUGGAAGGCUAAAGGUUAAAAAAUAAUGAAGGGAAGAUUUGGAUCCACGCGACUGGUUUAUUCAACUUUGCAAAUACAUCGGCACUGCAAGUCAAACGACAAAAUGAAUUUAGAAUAUCUGGCAAUAGCAAUAGUGGCUUUAGCUGCGGCAGCCUGUGCCGGUCCGACACACUCGCCACCACCAGCACAAAAUCGAUACCAUAAAACCGGCAACAAUGCCGAUCGAGCAACAGAUUUGAAACGGGAAAAUAUAGCUGCCUCAACGACUGCGACUAAAAAUUUACCCCAGGCUAAUGGAGAAACGCUAGAUAGGACAAAGAAAGCUAUCGCUCCUUGGGACGCGGAACAUACGGAAUAUCAAAGUCAUACAUUUACCAGAAUGUCUAUCUGGAGACCCCCAGUCUAUGCUCUUAAUAGACCAUACUUUAUUCCUAUCUAUGGACCAAGUGGAGGCAUACCUAUUUACUUCGCCCCUCAACCAUUUGGAGGUCAGGAUAAACCACCGUAUAUGGGGCCUGCUUAUCUUCCUCCAAAGGAGCAGCCAGAAUCAACGCAAGCACCAUCAGUCAAUGUAGUGGAUAGAUUCAAUUACGACGAUGACGACGACAGACCAAUAUGGAAUAAAGGUAGUUCUAAUAGUAUUAGUGAUUCUGAUAAACCGGCAAGACCACCAGCAGAUAAUUCUAUACACCUUUCCGCUGCUGACGAAAAUAUGAUGAGGGAAAUUUUCAAAAUUAGGCCUACACAAUCGGCGCAACAACCACCACGCACUAUACCAACUACCACUACAAGUACACCACCACCAACUCAAGAUCCUCCAGGUCCAAGUAAUUGUGUAUGGGCAGUAGUUUCGUGCUGUUCGGCUGAUACGAAUGUUUAUCCUGAGAGAUGUUUCGAGCAACGCGGUUGUCCAGGACCUUUUUGGGGUGGUAGUCCUUGUGAUACUGAGUUUGCCAAGGCAGCUGUGGCAGCGGCUUUAAAAUAUUAUAAUCCAUGAAAUUUAAAAAAAACUGAAUUGAUGGUGCUAUUAUAAUGAAUAAAAGGAUAUUUUCAAAAGUGCUAAUAAACGUAGGCUGUCUCUAUAUGGAAAUGGAAUGACUAUAUUUUCAAAAAUUUAUCUCAGUAUCAGUAUUUGAGAUUUUCUGUUAUUCGUGUGAAAAUAUAUUGAUAUAUUUGAACAUUCACUAUUUUCAUGAAGAGCUGCUUACAUCUAUCGAUAAAUAGUUUACUAUCAAUGAGAUGUAUUUCAUUAUGUAAAUUCUUAAUAUAUAGUGAACCUUAUUAUAGAAAAUUAUUAACAUUUGGAUUCAUUUAUUUUAUUAAACAUUAAUGUAUUUUCGAGCUUAUGGGUAUUCUGAAUUCAAAUCCAAUUAAAUGAUAAUAAAUCGAUCAGUCUAGCUAGAAAUUUGAACAUCGAGAAAAGUGGGAAUUAAUAAUUUGAUUUUUGGAAAGCUUCUCAGGAUAUAAUUUUGGAAUCAAAUUCUAUUUAAAGUCUUUGUGUUUUCUGACCGUAGCUUGGUUCUUUUUUUUCUUCACACCUUCCUAAUCUGAAUUUAAACAAAAGAACAUUCCUAAACUGAUUCCGAAAGCCCGUUCAAUCACCCGAAAAUCUCAUGUUAGAGCACAAGGACCUUAUUUAUCGCAUAUUGCUCCAUAAAUUUUCCGUUAAGCUAUAUAAUCUGACAAAGAAAAACAUUGUUUUCUAAAUUAUAUUAAUGGUAUUAAAGUUUUUAAACAUCCCUUGUCCUAAAUCAGACUUGUCGACUAUAGUUUGGACACAACAUGAAACUAGUAUUUAGUUUAUAUUAAAAACAUUGACAAUUAGAAUGUUAUAAUGAUUCCAAUGCUUUUUAUCACAUACUAUGUACUUUUUAUUUAUCGUACAUCUCUCGCUACUGCCCACUGUCUAAAAGUUUUUAAAUACAUAUUAAAGGACGUUAUAUCAAUAUCUAUUCUGAUAUGUAGAAUUUUUUUAGCUUCAGUUGGCUUAUGUCUAUUCAAGUACUUCACAUUUAACAGUUUUAUUAUUUUGAAUUUUAAUAUUUGGACAGCUGGGGUUUGUCUCAAAUUAUUAUUUUUCAAAUGCGUGUGUAGCACUUGAGAAAAUUAUUCAAUUUGAACGUAAGUCAUGCGAAAUAUGGAUGAUUAAGUUGAUCUAUGUUUGAAAUAUUCAACAUGACUUAUUCAAAAGUUCUUUGCUAAAUUUCUAUUUUAUGUAUUUAUUUAUAUUUGUGAUAAUAUAAGGUAGCUUUUAUAUAAUGAUGCAUAUAUAUUAAAAAAGACAAUAAUAAUCUUUUUAUCAAAUAUUAAUAUUUUCAUUUUCCUUAUUUUCCUUGAUGUAAACUGAUUUUAUAUGUGCACAAUAACCUUUACAAUGUAGUGUUUGUUUUAUCGAUACUUUACGAUAUAUUGUAGAAAUAUAAAGGGUGUUUCUAAAUUCAUUCAACAAAAAUAAGGUGAUAGUGCAUAUGAAAUUCAGAUGGGUCUUUACUAUAACAAAACUAUAACACCCUUUUAGAAAUGUCACACUUAAAAGGCGGUGACCAAAUUGAGUUCAUAUUUUUUUCUAAAAUUUCACUAAAACUAGAAACUUUAAAAUCUGAAAUUUUCGUACACUUCGAAAGGUUAAACAAGGGUAUUUUUUCAAUAUUAAUGAAAUCAGCAACCUUUACUUUAUUUCAUAUCAAAAGUUUGUUCAAAACGAUGUUUUAUGAAAUGAAAUUAUAACACAAAA